AUGUCCAUCGAGUCCCAGGCUCUCUCAGGCUGUUUGCCUCCAUCUUUGCUCGAUGUUCUGUCCAACUCCAUCAUCCUCGACAACACCCUACCGUAUCUGCCGCUCUCAACUAUCUUUGCCUUGGCACGAACAUCCCGCUCUUUGCGAGAGCUAUUCCUUCGCACAGCAAGCGUCUUCCGAUACGUUGACCUUUCAAAGUGCCGGGGAGCUUACGUUCCGCCCAAUCUCCUGUCAAGAAUCGACUCCGGCGGUCAUUCCUGGCGUGCAGAACGAAUGGACGAAAAUCUGACGGAAGACGAAUUUUAUGCUGGGCCACUCCGUGGCGUCCUAGCCAGAUUGGGCAAAAUGAAAGUUCUUCAGAACGUUCAGACCCUCGUCCUCGACGACCUGGCGUCGGUGACCGUGGACCUGAUCAAUGACAUCGUCACGAGAAGUGAAUAUAACGUACGUCUCCUCAGCAUACGGCGAUGUCUCAACGUCAAUCAAUUCAAGCUGCAGCAGCUUCUCUGUCACCUUUGUCGACUAAGUAGACCUGAAGGGACUCCUCGACUACAGGGGUUAUAUGUCUUCACGCCUCCAUCAUCGCUCAGCCAGGAACAGGCCUUCGACUUCAGUCAUGCCUUCCACUACAAUUUCGAUACUGUGGGCACGAUAGACCCUGAGGGCGUUCAGCUGGGAGGUCACGCUCCUACGAACGGGGGGGCCAGAUCACGCGACGUGGAACCCUGGUAUGAUGCGUCUGGCCAUGUCAUAUCUCAAGGCCGUGCAGCACGAACCUCCUGGGAAGAGACCUUGCAAACAUGCCAAGGGAUAAUCAGCUUUGAUGCCGUCUUGUGCACCCACAUGCACGCCGAUAUGGCCUCUGUCCUUCACCCAGCUUCUAGAGAAUAUCUCACGGAUAACAAACCCGGCAUCCCUCCCCUAGCAAGCGUGGCCCUUGGGCCGAGGGGAUGUGCAAGCUGUGGCCGAAGCCCCCACGGAGCACCUGUCUGGGGAGAGAGCGAUCUCCGCGCUUUCCCACUCCUAUGGCCUCCACCGCACACAGGAAAGCUGGUUGAUGCUGUUCGACCUCCACUCCGCCUAGCUGAAGAUGGACGGAUUCUUCCUCAGCGACUCAUUGUUUCCUGCACCUGGUGCCUCACAAAUCGACAUUGCGAUAGCUGUCAUCAAUGGUGGUGCGCUGAUUGUUACAACCCGGAACGCUCGAAAAGACUCGCCUACGUGGAAAACUUGGAGCACCCCGGAGGACCAAAUUUGACUUCGAGAAUGGAUCGAGGGGAAGAUCUAACUCCGCCAGGGGGAUUUUUGGCUAAUAGCGAUCCUCUCAAGGUAUUUAAUGGUCUUUGUGUUGAAACCUGCCUCGUUGCCAAAUGUACGGCCGGAGCGAGUGGUGGCGGUGCUGGGGGAUAA
Molecule: messenger RNA, 1410 nt
Organism: Cladophialophora psammophila CBS 110553
Lineage: Eukaryota; Fungi; Ascomycota; Eurotiomycetes; Chaetothyriales; Herpotrichiellaceae
Exons: 1
Coding region: 1-1410 (469 amino acids)
Source: RefSeq, a predicted model, not a curated record